CAUUCAAGUUAUCUAAUAUUGAUUCUUUCAAUCCUGAGAUUGAUCUGUGUGUGCGGUGGUUACUUGUCGUAAGUGGCCCAGUCAGGGUUGCAUGAUGUAUAAAAAAGCUCUUCUUUGUGCAAAGUGAGAUAUUGCAAUGUGCACAAAAAGGUUAUUUCAAGAUAAAAGAUGAUAGAUAUGACUGUCAUACUGUGUACAAACUUGCACAAGUCUGACUCCUGACACUGAUCUGAGCUCUCUGUUUGUGUUUGUUGGAGAGAUUCUAUCUCUGUGGUGAUGGGAUGUGAGGCCGUGGAAGUCGACUGAGCAGUGUGUGGGUUCUACUCUGCUCAGUCUGUCCCCGCCGGCGAGCUUAACACUGUCUAACCCGCUGUCAGCACAAACAGUGCAGAUGAAUUGUUCUGGGUUCAGUGCCUUGCCCAAAGGACUUCGCCAUGUGGGUUGGAGGAGCCGGGAAUUGAACAACAGACUCCCCGGGGGCAACACUUACGGGUGAAAGUGCUGCAGAGAGAUGAGACGUGAGACCAUCCUCAGUUGGGAGGAUUCUCCUGAAUGGCACAGUGUCUCGGAGGUGAUGAUGCUCAGACUCCCGGCCCAUCUGGUCCAAGCCUGUCAACGGCGAUACAUCACGCCUAAUGAAAUGGCACCAGCCCAACGCUAUCUGUCACAAGCAAUCUGCAUCUGCUUAGGGACUGAACGGAAAUGAGGAAGAGGGAUGCAAAGAGAGGAAGACGGAGAGACGCUGUGCCCAAGAGCAGCCGCCGUGUUUGUGUUUUUGCCUUCCCUGCUCCUCGGUAUGGCCGAGCCUGCUGAGCUGCUGCUCGUCAGGGACCAGUACGAGUCGGCGUUCCACUGCCUGAGUCGUGGCCUGGCCGCAGAGGGGGCCGGGGAACGAGCGGGGGCCCUGGAGUAUUACAGGAAGGGCCGGCAGCACCUCACCCAAGGGGUGGAAGUUCCCACCGGCGGGGAGAGGCAUCGCGGAGUGGCCUGGGACACGGCCAGGCGGCUUCAGCAGAGGAUGAGGGACACUCUGAGUACGGUCAACACUCACCUCUCUGACCUGGAGGCGUCUCCGUCGACGGCAGGAGGCCGGGGGCCCCAGCUGUUGGUGAAUCUCCCUCCUGAUCUUUAUCCAAACCUGGCUCCUGACAGCCAGCCUCCCCAUAGGUCUCUCAAUCAUCUGUACCCCACCGUGCCUCCCAUCCAGAACACAGCCACAAUCCCAAUUACACUCCCUCCCAGACCUGCUUCCCCCGCCUCGCCCUACAGAUACAACCCCCCUGCAGAGGCGCCGGGAACUGUAGCCAUGGCUCACCCAGGGGACCAGCCUCCAGCGUACACACCAAAGCCCACAGACGGGCACCACAGCCUGGCUUACGGUGCCGCUGCCGCUGCCGCUGCCGGCCUCUGGUCAGGGACGCAGACCGGAGCAGCAGCAGCAGCAGCAGCAGCACGGCGAGAUGGGAACGAGCUGCUUUUCGUUCCCUCUGGGGUGCAGAUGUUUUUCGUGGCACCAAAUGGACAGGUCAGCUCCCUGUAUAAUCCAGGGUUCCUACGAAUCAUCACGUUUGACAGUGAGAGCAAGGAUCCGCCUGCCGGAAGACCCUCAGCAUUCCUACACGUGUGCGACUGGCUGUACCCACUGACAGCAGACACUCCCGUGUUGCUGGCCAACUCGGGGAUUUUCAUGUUCCCUGACUCCCUGGCGGAGACGCCGGGGUCCUACGUGGGCAUCGUGUUGUCCUCUGAGCUGCCCGCUGCCCACCGAGAGAUGUUUCAUGACCUCCUCUCGCAGCUCUCUGAUCUCAGGAUCCAGGGUCCAGAGGGGGCAGGGUCAGAGGUCAUCAACUUGGGUAUGAAAGUCCCGCUUGGUCCCACGGAAGAAAGACUGACGGUAGCAACCGGGGAGAAGGAAAAACCACUUCUUCCUGGAUGGAGUGAGAAGAUGGCACAAGGAAUCCUGACAGGAGCCACACGGUUCAGUGAAGGGUUUGUGAAAGGGGCAGAGGCCACAGGUCGGGCCAUUCACAAAGGAGCCGCCAAGAUGCGGGACCACAUCACGCCUGAGGAAACCCCCUCAGAGGUCAGCCCCGGUGUCACCAAAAGUCUACAAGCGGCUCAACAGGCCACUGGGGGCGCUGUGCGAGUCAGCCAGUUCUUGGUGAAUGGAAUGAGUACAGUGGUUGGACAUGUGGCAGAAAAGGUGGCGCCCCAUGUGAAGAAGCAUGGCGCCAAGCUGGUCCCAGAGUCUAUGAAGAAGAGCAAAGAUGGCCAGGCUUCAAACAUGGACGGAGCCAAGUUUGUGGCAGUCAGCAGUGUACAAGGUUUUUCUACUGUUUGGUCCAGUCUGGAGACUGGAGCCAAGCUUGUGGGCAAGAGUGUUGCAGCCGAGACUGUCACAACUGUGACGUACAAGUACGGUAAUGAUGCCGGCGACGCCACAGACACGGCUCUCCACUCAGUCAUCAAUGUGGGUGUGACUGCACACAACAUUGACAAUCUGGGCAUCAAAGCCAUUUUGAAGACAGCCGGCAAGAAGACGGCCAAGGCCAUGGUCAAAAGCAAGGAUGGACAGUCGGCAGAAACUGACGGGAAGGAGGCGCAGAAGAAGGAUGAGGAAGAGAUGAAAAAAUAGAUACCCCACACGAGGAGCUUCACCAGAAGGUCUCACACUGAUGGGUCACUUCCUCAUUUGCAGUUUUCAAAGGAAAUGUAGGUCACUCAUUUUAAUGGAUGUAUUUUUCUAUUCAAUUAUUAUUGAAUUGCAUACGAACAGUUAUUUUAGUUUUUAAGGUUAUUUACGUAUCUCUGUCAGCAUCGACUGCAUUGUGUUGUGAAUGUUAACUUUACGCCAAAACUGAUGAAGUUUUUUGGCGGUAUUAUUGUGUUGUUGUAUACAUAUAGUACUGUGUAUUUGCUCUAUGUUUUGAAACUAAAACUUUAAGUAUCUGUACCAGAAAACUUGCUCACUGGCUAUACAGCUAAAGAUCUAUUUGUUGACUUAUAGCUAUAGCCUGAUAUUACCUCCUCUAUGUUGACAUCUGUAUGAAAGUUAUCAAAGUAUUUUAAUAAAGUAAAGCACAAAUGUAUAUACAAUAAUGUAUAUUUCACAACCAUGAUUAUCAGACAAUUUUUUUUAUUAGCCUGUUGGAUGUCUACGGUGUUCUUGGACCAAAAUAAACAAGAUAAGAAAAGUCCAACAAUGGUGACCUUUGCUGUGUGCAGUAAAAAUUAUAACUAAGUAAACAUAUGGAAGUAUAACAAAAUAUAAAGAAAAAAAAGCAAUAAUAUAUGUAAUGUAGACUGGAUAUAAACGUUGUAAAAAAUGAUUUCAGAUGGAGAGUAAUUGAGAUU
Molecule: messenger RNA, 3354 nt
Organism: Scophthalmus maximus (turbot)
Lineage: Eukaryota; Metazoa; Chordata; Actinopteri; Pleuronectiformes; Scophthalmidae
Gene: sparta
Product: spartin a
Exons: 10
Coding region: 716-2635 (639 amino acids)
Biological process (GO): negative regulation of BMP signaling pathway; cell division
Cellular component (GO): plasma membrane
Source: RefSeq, a predicted model, not a curated record